AUGUGGAAAAUUCGUAUCUUUCUGUUUAUUUCGUACUGCUUGGUUCAUCCAAAGGAGACAGCCAUGCGACCCAAUCCCUCAAUGGGGGAAGCUCCUUUUCUAACUCAGGUUCGGACCCAGCGAACCUUCUCCACCAUCUUCGUCCCUCGCGAAAUGUCGCGUCAGUUUGAGCGGGAAGCUCGCGAGAUCAUGGCUCAAGAAGCCCCGGACGAUCCUCGCUACAAGCAGAUCCCGCCCUGCUAUUGCUCCAUGCGCGUCUUCGACGACGCGGAGAAGGAAAUGGUGACCGGCUCCUUCGGCUUUCUCACCUCUCUCUACAAAGUGGUGGACGUAACGGACGGGAUGAGCUACGCUUUGCGUCGUGUGGAGCGAGUUCGCACGAAUAACGAGAUGGUGCGCGUUCAUCACCCCAACAUCAUCGCUUUGCGCAACUGCUACCUCAGCAAUGGCGCCGUUUUCUUCGUCCACGACUUCUACCCCACCGCGACCAGUCUCUACGAUUGUUUCCUCAAAGUGCUUCUCUCUCUCUCUUCUCCUUAA
This is a messenger RNA of Blastocystis hominis, 540 nucleotides long. RefSeq lists its product as hypothetical. Gene Ontology annotation, cellular component: PAN complex; P-body. Bases 1 to 540 code for a protein of 179 amino acids. Lineage: Eukaryota; Bigyra; Opalinata; Blastocystidae. The record is from RefSeq and is a predicted model, not a curated record. Gene Ontology annotation, biological process: mRNA processing; nuclear-transcribed mRNA poly(A) tail shortening. The transcript is spliced from 3 exons. Gene Ontology annotation, molecular function: poly(A) binding.